Molecule: messenger RNA, 565 nt
Organism: Mercurialis annua (annual mercury)
Lineage: Eukaryota; Viridiplantae; Streptophyta; Magnoliopsida; Malpighiales; Euphorbiaceae
Exons: 4
Coding region: 26-565 (179 amino acids)
Source: RefSeq, a predicted model, not a curated record
UGGAAAUUUAGUUGAUCAAGGAGCAAUGAACAAAUAUGAUGAAAUAAUGAAGGUGAAGGAGUCUAAUCCAUCUUUCGAUGAUAUAGAACUCAUCGAGAAAUGCUUUGGAUCACAGUCUCACAGCCAUGUAUUUUGUUAUGGCGGUGGAAUCAAGAGAAAGCAUUUGGUUGAAUCAAACUCUUCUUAUGUUAAAAAGCUUGAAGCUAGACUUCUUGAAAAGGAGGAAGAAAAUGGUGUGCUUCAAAAACGCAUUGAUGGAAUUGAAAAUAGAUUAGAACAAAUCGAGAAAGACAACAGUCAACCAUCAAUGGCAUCAACAAGAAGCAAUGAUGAUCUUCAUCAGAUUUUCGACUCGUCUUUUCCAUGGAAAACGAACCCAGAUUUGGAUUCGUCGUCCAUGGAGAAGACGGAACAGACAUGGAAGAUGAGCCAGUGGGAUGGAAGACGAACCCAGCUAUUGAGAAAUUUGAUAAGUUUAAUGUUAAUGACAUUUCUUUAUUUUCAGCAACACUAUCUUAAGGCUAAAAUCUUAGUCAGGACGUACAGCAUUGUUGUGGUACUGUAA